AUGGCACAAUUUAAUUGCUGGAUAUUUCUCUUGGCCAUUCGGUUUCUGUUUUUAUUUGGCACAGGCUAUAUCCAUCCUGAUGAGCAUUUCCAAAAUCCACAGAUACUAGCGCAGCUAAUGUAUCCACAUCUGUAUCUCUCUCAUUGGACGUGGGAAUGGCAGUCCUCUUUUCCUGUCAGAUCGAUAAUUGGUCCUCUUCUAAAUUCUGGAAUACUUUUCUAUUUGCUUGGUGAAAUGCCUGCAUCUGUAUUUGGAAGGCUAUUUUUGUCUAGGCUUGGCCCUUUUCUAUGGUCAUUGGUUGUUGAUUUGGUCAUCAUCCAGUCAUCUUUGCUUUUGGAUUGCAAUGGGAGCGUUGAUAUGUUGUUUUUUUACGCCUCGUCUUGGACAACAAUAAUUUUGGGUUGCAGACCAUUUAUGAACUCUUUCAUUUCCGUCGUUUAUGUAUUGUCUAUCGCAUGCAUAUAUCUUGUGCACAAAAAGCACCGGCUUUGCACUGCGAUUGCUUUCAUUCUUGGCCUUUUAGUUGCAAUUGGGUUGUGGUCUCACUCUAGCUUUGUAAUUUAUUCGAUCCCCAUUUGGAUCGGCUUUAUGAUAUUUUGUUCGUUUGAAAGUGCGGUGCCAUUUUUGGGAGGGCUCUCCUUGGCAGCCUCUGUUUUUUACCUGGUAGAUUGCUUUUUUUAUAACGACGGAAAUUUGAUGUUCCCAAUGAUUGUAAAUAACAUUCUGUACAAUAGCUCUGAGCACAAUCUUAGCCAGCAUGGAAUUCAUCCAAAGUAUCUGCACAUCGUUGUAAACAUGUUUAUCCUAUUUGGGCCUGCUUAUUUAUUGCUCCUCAUGAAUUUUAGCAUACUGGCAAGGACCAAAAAGUUGCUGUUAACCUCUUUUUUGAUUCCUCUAUUUUCGCUUUCAGCAAUUCCGCAUCAAGAACCUAGGUUUUUGGCUCCCCUUUCAGUACCGCUGCUAUUUCUAACAUCCUGUUGCCCUGCUUCCAGAAAAAGAGGCUUUUUGGUGUGUUGGAUCGUUUUCAACGCACUGAUGUGCUUGCUUUUUGGUGUUUUUCACCAAAGAGGCGUAAUUAUUGGUCUCGAUUUGGCAAGAAAAUUCCAAGCCAAACAGGUGAUAGCAUAUGCGGUCUACAUGCCCCCAAACUAUCUUUUGCCGACCGAUGUGGCUCUAACUGCAAAUCCAUCUUCGGAAUAUCUUUCAAGUCUUGAGUUUGAACGUCCAGCGCUUGUCGUCAUUCCGGAACUAAUUUUGCACAAGUUAAAUUUUUCCUCCUUAAGCAGUCUGGAAUUAAUUAAAACCGUUUAUCAUUUUGACUUUGAUCUGCUGCCUCAAUUUGGAUACACAUCCUCGUUGAGAACUACGUCUCGUGCACUGUUCCGCCAUCAUCCAAAUAAAAUGCUUUCGAGUGCUAAUGUUACUUCUGAUGAAACAUCCUGUUUUUCGAGAAAAGUCCAAUCAUCCGAACCUUCCAUUCUUCUUUCAUUGCCGCUUCAGCAGGCCGAUCCCGAGAUUUUUUCUCUCAUUGAGGAAGAAAAAUAUAGACAGCGGCAUGGGAUCGAGUUGAUAGCCUCAGAGGUCCCUGAUGGCGUAUUCGAUCAAAGCCCUAAAACAGUAGGAUUGCCUGGGGCCAGGUAUUAUGGUGGCAAUGAAGUUAUUGAUCGUGUCGAACGCUUGUGCCAGGAAAGAGCACUGACGGCCUUCUCGCUUGAUCCUGAAGAGUGGGGUGUUAAUGUGCAGCCAUAUUCUGGCAGCACCGCUAAUUUUGCUGCCUAUACCGCACUACUUGCGCCCCAUGACCGCAUAAUGGGAUUGGAUUUGCCCUCUGGAGGACAGUACUUUUUUUCGCUGAUUUCUUAG
Mitosporidium daphniae is the source of this 1863-nucleotide messenger RNA. RefSeq lists its product as uncharacterized. Gene Ontology annotation, cellular component: cytoplasm. The transcript is spliced from 3 exons. NCBI's taxonomy places the organism in Eukaryota, Fungi, Microsporidia. The record is from RefSeq and is a predicted model, not a curated record. Gene Ontology annotation, biological process: tetrahydrofolate interconversion; L-serine catabolic process; folic acid metabolic process. Gene Ontology annotation, molecular function: glycosyltransferase activity; pyridoxal phosphate binding; glycine hydroxymethyltransferase activity. Bases 1 to 1863 code for a protein of 620 amino acids.